GCCAGGCCCAGAUACAGCCCCAGCCUACCUACCAUGCUCUGCCGCCAUCUGCUUUACAGGCUGCCAGUCAGGAUGUGGGGACCAACGACGGAGAGUCAGAGGAGGAGCAGCAGUCAGAUCCCUUCUCCAUGUCUUAUCCAUAAACUUGACCACAUCGUGAUGACAGUAAAGAGUAUCAAAGACACCACCAUGUUCUAUUCCAAGAUCUUGGGCAUGGAGAUCACUAUUUUCAAGGGAGAUCGGAAAGCAUUGUGUUUUGGUGACCAAAAAUUUAAUCUACACGAGGUGGGAAAGGAAUUUGAACCCAAAGCAGCUCACCCCAUUCCAGGCUCCCUGGACAUAUGUCUGAUCACAGAGGCACCUUUGGAGGACGUGAUAGAGCGCCUCAAGGCUUGCAAUGUCCCUAUUGAGGAAGGUCCAGUCCCCAGAACAGGAGCAAAAGGGCCUAUUAUGUCCAUCUACUUCCGAGAUCCUGAUAGAAAUCUGAUUGAGGUGUCCAACUACAUCACCUCGUGAUUGACAUUGGCCUUCCUCCAUCCUGUUCUCAAGAUAUCAUCAUCUCCCUUCUUUCCUGCGAUCCUUGGCCCAGGCCCAAAGACCUCCCAGGACUGAGAACUUCAGCACAUCACACGUUCUGUGAAGAGGGCCUAAAACAGGUUUUAUUCAAACUUUUGUUUCUGGAUGGCUUUCAUCCAAGCUACUCCAUCCAAUAAAUGACUCAUAUCUCCAUCUAAGCUCAUCA
Molecule: messenger RNA, 742 nt
Organism: Nannospalax galili (Upper Galilee mountains blind mole rat)
Lineage: Eukaryota; Metazoa; Chordata; Mammalia; Rodentia; Spalacidae
Gene: Glod5
Product: glyoxalase domain containing 5
Exons: 4
Coding region: 34-516 (160 amino acids)
Source: RefSeq, a predicted model, not a curated record